AUGAACAGCUCCGUGCCCAGCAGCCAGCUGAGACACCCCGAGCCGCAGGACGUGGCCGCCGUCACCCCCGUGUCAGUCGCCAGGGCCGUGACGAAGAAGGCGGACGCGCUGCCCAUGAUCUCGGUCAUCGUGGUGGUCUUCGUGCUCCUGGCCGUGUUCAUCAUCCUCGUGGUGCACUACGGGCCCCAGCUCCGCACCGUGCAGAUCACCCUGUACCACGAGCCCCUGCCACAGGACCUGCACAACGGGGUGCACCUCACCCACUGGAAGCAGCUGGACCCUCAGAGGAGGUGGGAUCUGCCUGGCAUGGAUCUGGCUGGAGGGAGCUGCCAGUGCUCCUGCAAGCACCACCUUCCCAGCGGGAGCGCUGAGCCCAACGUCAUUGAGGUCACGUACCUGUGA
Molecule: messenger RNA, 402 nt
Organism: Corapipo altera (White-ruffed manakin)
Lineage: Eukaryota; Metazoa; Chordata; Aves; Passeriformes; Pipridae
Gene: SMIM33
Product: small integral membrane protein 33
Exons: 1
Coding region: 1-402 (133 amino acids)
Source: RefSeq, a predicted model, not a curated record